Sphaeroforma arctica JP610 is the source of this 205-nucleotide messenger RNA. RefSeq lists its product as hypothetical. The annotation marks the transcript as partial. The transcript has a single exon. The record is from RefSeq and is a predicted model, not a curated record. Lineage: Eukaryota; Ichthyosporea; Ichthyophonida.
AUGGACUCAGAGAAUGUUCUGCUCAAACGUCCUAGGAUUACAGACGCAGAUGGUAUGGGUCUGGGGUGUGUAGGCAACCGUGUAUUAGACUACUUAGAGGAUCAAUGCCUGCACACAGCCACGCCUGAGACAGGGCAGGAUAGCGUGCACCUGGUGUGUGAAUGGGCUUUGGGGAUUCUGCGAGAGAUUACUAUGGAUGUCACAG